AACAGCAACAAGAACAUCACCCACAUCAAAGAUUCUUUUUUGUACGCGACGCCCCGACUUCGAAUUCUAUUUUUUUGCUCUCUUCUCCUCAUAUAUUCACACAGUUUAUUCCAUUUUUUGAUUCUUCAUUAGAUCCCUUUAUUCCCUUAUCAUAUUCUCCUUGCUCCGGAUCUAUCUAUGCUUUAAUUUCACACCAAAAUUAGAACAAAAAUUAUAUAUUAACUCUAUCAUUAGCGGAUUAGCCUUAACAUUGUGAUUAACAAUGGAUUACGCGGAAAAGAUUCAGAGGUGUCACGAAUAUGUUGAGGCUUUGGAAGAAGAACGGAGGAAGAUUCAAGUCUUUCGACGCGAACUUCCUUUGUGUUUAGAGCUUGUAAUUCAAGCGAUUGAGGCGUGUAAACGGGAGUUAUCUGGUACGACGACAACUGAGUUUACGCACGGACAAUCGGAGUGUUCGGAGCAGACAACAUCCAGUGACGGAACUGGAACCACAAGACCAAUGGUUCUCGAACAGUUUAUUCCUAUUAAGAGGACUAAUUCUUCUUCUCAUAAUGAAAAUGAACACGAGGACGAUGAGGAGGAGGAAGAUGAAGACGAACAUCAUUCACAUGAGGGAAAUAAAAGUAUUGACGACAACGAUGAGAAGAAAAAAUCCGACUGGCUUAGAUCUGUACAGUUAUGGAAUCCGUCGUCUCCAGAUCCGCCAGUUAAAGAGGAUUUGCCUAGAAAGGCUGCCGUGACGGAGGUGAAGAGAAACGGGGGAGCGUUUCAGCCGUUUCAUAAAGAGAAAUGUGAGAAAAGUAAUACUGCCGGAAAAAGCAAUCAGAGUGGUAGUUCGAUUGCCAAAACGCAGUCGUCUUCCGUGCCGGCGUCGGAUACUAGUUCAUCCGAUGAGACAAAAACAAGAGAGGCUAGUAAAAAUAAUAAUAACGAUGACGGUGGUUGUGGUGGUGGUGGUGGUGGUGAUAAUAGUAAAAAGGAAGAAAAAGAUGGCCAAUCUCAAAGAAAACAGCGGCGGUGCUGGUCGCCGGAGCUGCAUAGGCGGUUCUUGCAUUCCCUUCAACAGCUUGGUGGUUCACAUGCAGCAACUCCAAAGCAAAUUAGAGAGCUAAUGAAAGUUGAUGGGCUCACUAAUGAUGAAGUUAAGAGUCAUUUACAGAAAUACCGAUUACAUACGAGAAGACCAAGUCCAACAAUGCAUAACAACAAUGCACAAGCACCACAAUUUGUAGUAGUUGGCGGAAUAUGGGUGCCACCGCCAGACUACGCAGCCGCGGCUGCUACAACAACGUCAUGCGAAACAACAACUAUUAGCGGAACCAACGGAAUCUAUGCCCCGGUUGCUACAUUGCCCGUAACCACACACUUACAAAAGCAUACUCAAUUUGAGAACGUGCAAUCUGAAGGAAGAAGUGGUAAUCAUAGUACCGAAGGGGGUCGUAGACGCGGAUGUGGUGCUCGUUCUAAUUCCCCCGCGACAUCUUCUUCUACACAUACAACAACAAAUUCUCCUGUGUUUUGAAUUGUGCAUAGUGUAAAAGUUUUGUAACGAAAUAAUAAUAGAAAAGGUCUAUUACAUGACAUAGAACUUUUUUUAAAUUUUUUUUUGUUGUUAUCGGAUUUGUAAGAAUUAGAUAGAGGACCAUCACACUUGAAUAAUGAAACAUUUUUUUCAUAUAUUAAAGGUUUACUACAUUA
Messenger RNA from Mercurialis annua (annual mercury), 1698 nucleotides. RefSeq names its product transcription factor HHO2-like. Gene Ontology annotation, molecular function: DNA binding; DNA-binding transcription factor activity. Bases 263 to 1522 code for a protein of 419 amino acids. Gene Ontology annotation, biological process: regulation of DNA-templated transcription. The transcript has 5 exons. The record is from RefSeq and is a predicted model, not a curated record. Lineage: Eukaryota; Viridiplantae; Streptophyta; Magnoliopsida; Malpighiales; Euphorbiaceae.